AUGGCUACUGAAAGUCUUCAAGCUCGUUUGACUGAAUUCGAGCGUCAAGCUCGUGGUGUAUGCAUAGGUGUAAAUCAUUUAGCCCUUGACAGUGAACGUGUUAGACAAGCUGAACUAUUACAAAAAAUUAUACAACUAGAAAAAGAUAUUCAACAAUCUAGUGCACAAAAAUCACAUUUACCUGAUGCAGCAGCUGAAAUUCGUGAUGAUGUGAAAAAUAAUACAUCAGCAUUACGUUAUUUAGAAACAAUAUCUCAAUUGGAGAAUUCAUUUACAGUUCUAACAGAAAAUGUCACUGAAACCUCUGUACAAUUAAGUGCCCCUAAAGAAUUAAAAGAUGAAGUUCAUGUGAAAAAGGAAUUAACUAGUAAUGUGAAAAGUUGUUGGACAUAUGUUUCUCAAUUGGCCCGAUUAAGUCAAGUACACAUUAGGAAUGCUGCUGAUUAUCAUCAGUUUCAUCAUGCAGUUAAUGAAGCUGAAGCCAGUUUGAAAGCACGUGUACGAAUGACAGAACCGAGAAAUUCAAGAGCAUUACCUGCAACUUUGAAAAAUUGUACAAUUUUGGCCAAUGAAUUGAGAGAACAUCUUAAUCACAUGAUUCAUUUAUGGGGUCGAUCAGGCAAUUUGCUUGAAGAAAGCCGACGUAUUGUCCCUGUUCACUUAAGACUAGGCGGUGUUAUUGAUGGUCUGAGUACUAAUACAGAAUCCGCUAGUCCAGUUAUGGCUCGUAUGUUAACUUCAUUGACAGGACCAAAUUAUGAAUUAAAAGAAGGUGAAGAAGUACGCGUUAUAUCGAAUAAAGAUGAUCAACACUUUUGGACAGUACAAACAAAUAAUGGUAUAGUGAAAAUACCAUCUGUUUGUUUAUGGAUAAGUGAUCCAGAUUUAGAAGCUGUAAAACGAUCAGUGAUACUUCGUGAAAAAUGUAUUGAAUCAUGGGAUUUACUUGUGGAAAGAUCACGUGAACGACUAAGAUCAUAUUACAGUUGUUUAUUAAAUCAAAUGGCAGAAAAUGGAGAUAUUCAAUAUCAGCAUAAAAUAGCUAUGGAUAAUUUUCUGGAAGAUUUAAGGGUCUUCUAUUACCUAAUGAUACAAGAGCAGUUGAAUUAA
Molecule: messenger RNA, 1110 nt
Organism: Schistosoma mattheei
Lineage: Eukaryota; Metazoa; Platyhelminthes; Trematoda; Strigeidida; Schistosomatidae
Source: the annotation of a GenBank genome assembly